AUGACAUUACAGCCGUUUAGCUACGAGCAACUGAACUUUUUUAAGUUCUCCUCGUUAGUAUUAAAUGAAUUUCCAAGAGUCUUACGGCAGACCUUUAAAACCAUGUGGGACAACACCUAUGGAGGUCGACCUGGUUUCCAGCCCUGGGAUGACUCAACUGCUGUGAGAAAUUUAUUUGCCACUACAGAAGGUGGUAAGACUAAAGUUCCUAUUCACCAGUCUUACAAUGAUUGGGAUUGCACCAAUCUCUUCCAGGCUACAAUAUUUGCGCGGUCAUUUGCCUUACCAGUUAGCGCAGGCUCCUUCACCACACUCAGUGAUUUGUACGUGAAACCGCGCGCUAUACCUCAUGAUAGUUUCCACGCAAAUGUGCUCAGCCCGGGUGGGAACAAGGCGGAGACCUUUGCACUUGCAAUUGAUCAGCUUCGUCGUCUUAGGAAUUCACUUUGCCACCCGAAAAAUUCUGAGAUGGACAAAGCGACCUUUGAUCAGCGCGUGAAUUACGCCAAAGAUGCGUUUAAGGCCCUUGGUGUCUCGACGGUCCCAAUUGACGCCGUUGGUGGCUUGACGGAGUCGGACUUUCCCACAAAUGAAGUUCGCAGAUUGGAAAUGAAACUCAGAGACGAGAGUCGAGCGUACAUCAAAUUUCUCGAGGAAGUGAGUUCAGACAUCUGUGAGAUAAAAGCGAUAUUGCAUUCUAUAAAACAGGCAAACAAGGAAGACACCAAACAUUUUGCUACAGGAGCACAAGCAGAGUACGCUACGAUUCUCGAGGGUGUAAAUGCAGAUAUCAAUGUUUUGAAACAGAUGAGUGAAGAGGACACAGCCAGCAGAGAAGUCAUGGCUAGAUUGGAGGAAAGGAUAAAUGAGUUGAAAUCAAGGAAAGAUGAACGUGAUAAACAGUCUGAAAAUUCAGGUAAGAAAUGACAGACUGGAAUGAAAGCGGUGAAAGUUAAUCAACGCCGAAGUUUUAGAGUCCGUCUAGCUAGUUCCAUAUUCCUAGCGCCAGACAAAACACGGAAGUCAAGAGAACUUCUGUUCAGUUGGUAAAAAAAACACACUUUAUUUGAGUGUCAACGCAUUUGGUUCGAAAUUACUUAUUGAGGACACUAUUUUUAUGUCUCCCACCAUUUUACUCGGUUAUCAGGGCAAGAGCGGCAGUGCCUACACUUCUCAGUUUUUUAGGACCCUUAGUAUUGGUCCGGCCCUAGGGAUCAAACCCGUGAACUCCAGCAUUGCAGUCAAGUGCUCUACCAAAAGCUUGUCCUGCCCCGGUUAAGUGCUUUAAUUAUUCUGCCUAAAAUGUUACAAGCGUUAGGUUAUGCAAGAGUAAAUAUUUUGGGUUAUUUGCAGGGAUUAAAACUUGCCCACAAACACUUGUCAAUUAUAAUCAGAGAAAUAUGUACUUUGUAAAGAGACAUAGGCCUUGCACAUCACCAAACGUUUGGUGGCUUGAAGUGGCUCCAAGCCUGCAUAGCUUGCCAUAUAAGUAUGCUUACCUGCUACAUUACACGAGUGGAGUGCUUUUGUUUGGCGUUGGGGUAACUAGGAGAGAGUUGAAUUGGAGUAAAUACUAAAGAGUUUAUAAGAGUACCUGCGCGCUCCAAUCAAGACUGCGUGCCAGUUAAGUCGAGGCGUGGCAAGAAUGGAUAAAGUAAACUGGCUGAAAGAGAAUAGCCUUCUUCGCAGUCGAUUUUGAGAUGAGAAAUGGCUACGAAGGAUGCUAGCAGUUUAUCGAUUAUUCCCGCGCCAUCUACACAACCAUGUUAACAUCUUCAUCACUUAGCUGAUCGACUAUGUUUUUUCUUUGUUUCAAAAAAGCAUUUCUAAAUUCUAUGAAAGUCAAGUGCCACUAGAUCGAUCUUUUAAGUGAGUCGAUCUGUUUAUUUGUUUACAUAUUUGCGCAUAUCUUUUGAUGAGUUUUACGGUUUUUUUUUAAAGGUAUGAGGUCAUCGCUCCUUGGAGCUCCCCUUCCUUCAGUGGUUCCUAAUUUUACUGGGCGCCAGGGUGAGUGUGAGGAGAUCAUCCGACACGUUUCUUCCGAGUCUACCCGACUGGUGUCAAUCUGGGGUUCACCUGGAUUCGGAAAAACAUCGGUUGCCAUUGCGGUUGGACAUGCACUUCAGUCUCAAGGACUGCCUGUUUAUUGGGUGUCAUUACGGGGAGUGCGCUCUAAAGCAGACUUGGCUUCCAAGUUUCUUAGCUUUCUGAGGAAACCUACCACAACAAAACAACCUUCUGGUCAACGUCUAUCCAUCGAUGAAGAGGUUCGGCAACGUUUCAGUGAUGUUUCAAAGCCAUCUGCGUUUAUCCUUGAUAACUUCGACGAUUUGUUAGAAAGUGGUUCGCCGAACGCAAAGGAAGAGGUCAUGCAACUUCUCGAAGAGAUUCUAGGGCGAAAUCAAAUGUUGACGUUUGUCGUAACCACGAGAGAGUCUCUUGAGUAUAUGGACCUCCAUUUUCAAGGUCAUAAGGGUUUAAGAAUAAGGCCAUUGGAUAAAGCCUCUGCUAUGACCCUAGUUUCUGAGUUACUUCCAAAUGCAAGCGCUGCAGACUGUACACAAAUCGCGGAAGUCUGCGGACAAGUUCCUUUAGCGGUGAAGUUGAUGUGUUCUUUGAUAUCUGAAGAUAGCGCUCAACCACACCAGAUUAUAGAUUACUUCAUGACGUCCUCGACAGAAGACCGUAUUAUUGAAAUGUUAAACAAUCCAGAUUACCCAGCUCGUCACCGAAUACAGUUCUUGUUUGACUCUUCUUUCAAGAACCUCACAAUACAAGAAAAAGAUGCACUUAUAUCCUUAAGCAUUCUUCCUGAGAGUUUCAGUACAGAAGUAGCUGCAGCCGUUUUAAGUGACACAGGGUCUGUGGAAGCCAGAAAGAUAUUAGGAAGCCUUCGAAGAAAGUCUCUCAUUGAUUCAAGCUCUAAACCGGGAACAUUCACAAUGCACAGACUCCUGCAAUCAUUUGCAAGAGAGAAGGGAGAAAGAGAGAUGAGAAAUACCUUGCUGAACUCAAAGAGUCGUUUGAACGCGUUCUACAUAAGCUUUUUGGAGAAGCUCAAUAAACAAUUUCUCACCGGGAACUCAAUGGCAGCAUAUAUGGAAUUCUUUGAAAAUAAGAAGAACAUCAUUGAAAGCCUAGUAGAGAGCUGUUUCGAUUCCGAAAGAGCUGACAGCGUUUACGAUGUACUAGUGAAAGGAGAGAUAUUUCUUGACUCGCUUUUUUGGAAUACGAAUGAAGCACAAAACUUUUUUCACAUAUACGACUCCGCCAUAAAGGCAGCCAAACUACAAGAGAAAGACAAAUACUACAGGCAACUACUUUCUUCAAUAGCUUUCGGUGAGGUGACCUGGGGAAGAAAAGGAAAGACGAGGCAUCUUCUCUCACAAGUGAAUGCGCUUCAAACUGCAGCUCCUAUUGUCCCUAACCUGGAAAAAGGAAAAUAUUUGUGCUAUAUGGGAAUCUAUCACUUUGUAACAGAAGAAACGAAUAAUGGAGUGCAGUUCCUAAAAGACGCCCUAUCAACACUGAAAAAUUGUAACAGUACAGAAAAACAUAUUCUGGAGAUGGUUAUUUUUCAGAUACUUGCUGUUUAUUUUCAGUCUCUUAACGACCUCUCCAGUGCAACUACCUUCUAUGACAAAGCAAUCCACCAAUGUAUGGCAAUGGGGGACUGGCAACUACUUAUUAUCCCGUCAACAAAAGGGGAAACAAGGGAAUCUAUCAAUGAAGUAAAACUUCAAAAAAACUCGGACAACUUGCUACGUCAACCACUGAAAUGUGAGAUUGCCAUUCUAUUACACGAAGCAACAAACACUUUUGUUGAUGCUAACACCAAGCAAUGUAUACACAAAUCGCUUCUCCAAAUCGUAGAGAAUAUCGAGGGAGAGGUUCAAGUUACUCCCGGGUUGCUUACUUUUCAUAGCGUUGUGACAAAUUUACUCUGGAAAUUAAGUAGUGGGGACCCUGCUAAACUGUAUGAGGCCAGAAUCAAAUACCACGAAUCUGCACUCACCCAAUGCACAGAAAGCCCUCUUAACAUAGACGAAUUUGAGAACGUUAGUCAUUUACAAAAUGAAGCACUUGCAAGGUGCUUGUUAGACCUAAGUAAAGUUUUCAAAGAAAGAAAAAGCUAUCACAAGGCUCUCCAGGCAAACCACCAAGCCCUUGAGAUAUCGGAGAGAAGUUUAGGAGAAAAACAUGAAAGCACUGCUGACAGCUACAGGCAACUCGGUGUAACACAACACGAAAUGCAUGACUACAAUUCAGCUCUUCAAUCCCACCAGCGUGCAUUGGCUAUCCGUAUUAAACUGUUUGGAGAAGAACAUGAAAGCACUGCUGACAGCUACAGGCAACUCGGUGUAACACAACACGAAAUGCACAAAUACACUUUAGCUCUUCAAUCCCACCAGCGUGCAUUGGCUAUCCGUAUUAAACUGUUUGGUGAAGAACAUGAAAGAACUGCUGACAGCUUCAUGCAACUCGGUGUAACACAACACGAAAUGCAUGACUACAAGUCAGCUCUUCAGUCCCAUCAGAGUGCAUUGGCUAUCUGUAUUAAACUGUUUGGAGAAGAACAUGAAAGAACAGCUGACUGCUACAGGAACCUCAGUGCAACACAAAACAACAUGCAGGACUACACCAAAGCCGUUCAAUCCCGUCAGCGUGCAUUGGCUAUCCGUAUUAAACUGUUUGGAGAAGGACAUGAGAGCACUGCUGACAGCUACAGGCAACUCGGUGUAACACAACACGAAAUGCAUGACUACACCUCAGCUCUUAAAUCCUGUCAGCGUGCAUUGGCUAUCCGUAUUAAACUGUUUGGAGAAGAACAUGAGAGCACUGCUGACAGCUACAGGCAACUCGGUGUAACACAACACGAAAUGCACAAAUACACUUUAGCUCUUCAAUCCCACCAGCGUGCAUUGGCUAUCCGUAUUAAACUGUUUGGUGAAGAACAUGAAAGCACUGCUGACAGCUACAGGCAACUCGGUGUAACACAACAUGAAAUGCAUGACUACACCAAAGCCGUUCAAUCCCAUCAGUGUGCAUUGGCUGUCCAUAUAAAACUGUUUGGAGAAGAACAUGAAAGCACUGCUGACAGCUACCGGCAACUCGGUGUAACACAAAACAACAUGCAUGACUACAACUCGGCACUUCAAUCUCAUCAGCGUGCAUUGGCUAUCCGUAUUAAACUGUUUGGAGAAGAACAUGAAAGCACUGCUGACAGCUAUAGGCUACUCGGUGUAACACAAAACAACAUGCAGGACUACACCAAAGCCGUUCAAUCCCGUCAGCGUGCACUGGCUAUCCGUAUUAAACUGUUUGGAGAAGAACAUGAAAGCACUGCUGACAGCUACAGGCAACUCGGUGUAACACAACACGAAAUGCAUGACUACACCUCAGCUCUUCAAUCCUAUCAGCGUGCAUUGGCUAUCCGUAUUAAACUGUUUGGAGAAGAACAUGAGAGCACUGCUGACAGCUACAGGCAACUCGGUGUAACACAAAACAAGAUGCAUGACUACAACUCAGCACUUCAAUCUCAUCAGCGUGCAUUGGCUAUCCGUAUUAAAUUGUUUGGAGAAGAACAUGAAAGCACUGCUGACAGCUACAGGCAACUCGGUGUAACACAACAUGAAAUGCAUGACUACACCAAAGCCGUUCAAUCUCAUCAGCGUGCAUUGGCUAUCCGUAUUAAAUUGUUUGGAGAAGAACAUGAAAGCACUGCUGACAGCUACCGGCAACUCGGUGUAACACAAAACAACAUGCAUGACUAUAACUCAGCACUUCAAUCUCUUCAGCGUGCAUUGGCUAUCCGUAUUAAACUGUUUGGAGAGGAACAUGAAAGCACUGCUGACAGCUAUAGGCUACUAGGUGUAACACAAAACAGCAUGCGUGACUACAACUCAGCACUUCAAUCUCGGCAGCGUGCAUUGGCUAUCCAUAUUAAACUGUUUGGAGAAGAACAUGAAAGCACUGCUGACAGCUACAGGCACAUCGGUGUAACACAACACGAAAUGCAUGACUACACCUCUGCUCUUCAAUCCUAUAAGCGUGCAUUGGCUAUCCGUAUUAAACAGUUUGGAGAAGAACAUGAAAGCACAGCUGACUGCUACAAGGAACUCGGUGUAACACAAAUCAACAUGCAUGACUUCACAUCAGCCCUUCAAUCUCAUCAGCGAGCAUUGGCUAUCCGUAUUAAACUGUUUGGAGAAGAACAUGAAAGCACUGCUGACAGCUACUGGGAACUCGGUGUAACACAACAGGGAAUGAAUGACUACACCUCAGCUCUUCAAUCCUUUCUGCGUGCUUUGGCUAUCCGUAUUAGACAGUUUGGAGAA
Messenger RNA from Porites evermanni, 6338 nucleotides. NCBI's taxonomy places the organism in Eukaryota, Metazoa, Cnidaria, Anthozoa, Scleractinia, Poritidae. The record is from the annotation of a GenBank genome assembly.